AGGGGUAGGGUCAGGUGUAGGGCAAUAGCAUCCCGUUUCCACCACAUAGAAACCAUUGCGCUCCCGGAGGGUCCCCGUGAAGCACAAAUAGAAACGCGCGCGCGUGUCUCUGGGUGUGUUUUGAGGCGAGAACUCCGCAAACCACUUGUUGCUGAAGUUGCCCGUCUCAGUUUCGAGGAGCCCUUUCCUUCUCCAGAUGCGGAGCACGAGCCCUCCCGAUGUCUGACGAAGGCGAGGGGCUCCGUGCCUCCUCUUCCUCCCCCUCCCCGCCCUCCUCCUCCUCCACCACCACCUCUCCCGCUCCCGCCGGUCAGACUCGUCUCCCUCAGCCGCCGAGACCCCUGAAGCGGCGGGCAUCCGCGCCACUUCCACGCACCGACUCGCGAUCCAGAGACGCGUUUCCCCGCGAUCCGCCGGACCUGCUCGGGCGCUCGCCGGCGCUUCUGGGGCGAUGCUGCGCCGCGUCUCCGGUCACAGACGGUCUCCAAAACCGCGGACAGCGGCGGCGCUCUCCACACGGAGCCGAUCAUGAGACACGUAGCCCGGAGGAGUUGAUCCAGACCCCGCACAGCUGCGCUCCACCGGACACGUCAGAGGUCAUGCAUCGCAGGCACACCACCCUGCGAGAGAAGGGCCGUCGGCAGGCUAUCCGAGGCCCUGCCUAUAUGUUCAACGAGCGCGGCACCAGCCUCACGGCAGAGGAGGAGCGAUUCCUUGAUGCAGCAGAGUACGGCAACAUUCCCGUCGUCCGCAAAAUGCUGGAAGAGUCCAAAACGCUCAACUUCAACUGCGUGGACUACAUGGGGCAAAACGCACUGCAGUUAGCAGUGGGCAACGAGCACCUGGAGGUCACAGAGCUCUUGCUGAAGAAAGACGGGAUGGCACGUGUUGGCGACGCUCUUCUUUUGGCGAUCAGCAAAGGCUACGUGCGAAUCGUGGAGGCCAUUUUGGCUCAUCCGGCUUUCGCGGGUGGUUUAAGACUGACUUUGAGUCCGCUGGAGCAGGAACUGAGGGACGACGACUUCUACGCCUACGACGAGGACGGGACUCGGUUUUCGCACGAUGUGACGCCGGUGAUUCUGGCCUCGCACUGUCAGGAGUACGAGAUCGUACACAUCCUGCUGAUGAAGGGCGCCAGGAUCGAGCGGCCGCAUGACUACUUCUGCAAGUGCUGCGAGUGCAUGGAGAAACAGAGACGUGACUCGUUCAGUCACUCCAGAUCGCGCAUGAAUGCGUACAAAGGGCUCGCUAGCGCCGCCUACCUGUCACUGUCCAGUGAAGAUCCUGUACUGACCGCACUAGAGCUGAGCAAUGAACUUGCACGACUCGCCAACAUAGAGACCGAGUUUAAGAACGACUACAGGAAGUUGUCUAUGCAGUGUAAGGAUUUUGUGGUGGGUGUUCUGGAUCUCUGUCGCGACACGGAGGAAGUAGAAGCCAUUCUGAACGGUGACGUGGACCAGAACCCGCCCACAGAACACCAGAGACCCUGUCUGAGCCGCGUCAAACUCGCCAUCAAAUAUGAAGUUAAAAAGUUUGUGGCUCAUCCGAACUGCCAGCAGCAGCUGCUGACGAUCUGGUAUGAGAAUCUGUCGGGUUUGAGGCAGCAGUCCAUCGGGGUGAAGUGUUUGACGGUUCUGGGCGUCACUGUCGGCUUGCCUUUCCUCGCCAUCGCCUACUGGAUCGUGCCCUGCAGCAAGUUGGGUCAGAUAUUACGGAGUCCCUUCAUGAAGUUUGUAGCUCACGCCGUGUCAUUCACCAUCUUCCUGGGUCUGCUGGUUCUGAACGCGUCGGACCGGUUCGAAGGUGUGAAGAACCUCCCGAACGAGACAAUAACGGAUCAUCCACGGCAGGUGUUUCGCGUCAAGACCACGCAGUUCUCCUGGACCGAGCUCCUCAUCAUGAAAUGGGUUCUGGGCAUGAUCUGGUCGGAGUGUAAGGAGAUCUGGGUCGACGGGCCGCGGGAGUACGUCAUGCACCUGUGGAACGUUCUGGACUUCGGGAUGCUGUCGAUCUUCGUGGCCUCCUUCACGGCUCGUUUCAUGGCGUUUCUCAAGGCGUCCAAAGCUCAGCUCUACGUCGACCUGCACGUCCCCAACCACGACAUCAGCAACGCAUCACUUCCUGCGGAUAUCGCCUACUUCACGUACGCGAGGAACAGGUGGAGGCCGUCAGAUCCUCAGAUCAUCUCCGAGGGUCUGUACGCCAUCGCCGUGGUCCUGAGCUUCUCUCGCAUCGCCUACAUCCUCCCGGCCAAUGAGAGCUUCGGCCCGCUGCAGAUCUCUCUGGGACGAACCGUGAAGGACAUCUUCAAGUUCAUGGUCAUCUUCAUCAUGGUCUUUGUGGCCUUUAUGAUCGGCAUGUUCAACCUGUACUCCUAUUACCUGGGGGCCAAAUAUAACCCCGCCUUCACCACGGUCGAGGAGAGCUUUAAGACUCUGUUCUGGUCCAUAUUCGGUCUGUCAGAGGUGAUUUCUGUGGUUCUGAAGUACGAUCAUAAGUUCAUCGAGAACAUCGGUUACGUUUUGUACGGGGUUUAUAACGUCACCAUGGUGGUGGUUCUUCUCAACAUGUUAAUCGCAAUGAUCAACAGCUCCUACCAGGAAAUUGAGGAAGACGCUGACGUGGAGUGGAAGUUUGCUCGAGCUAAACUCUGGUUGUCAUAUUUCGAUGAAGGACGGACACUACCUGCCCCGUUUAACCUGGUGCCCACCCCUAAAUCCUUCUACUACUUGAUCAUCCGGGUCAAGUCCUGCCUUAUACGACUGUGUAAGGGCAAAGGUCAUCGGCGUGAGAACGAGCUGGAGAUGGGAAUGCUCAAUUCACGCCUGAAGGCUGAACGUCAUCGAGGAAAUCUCAGGAGCCGAGAGGAGAACACUGUCAAGAAACCCAUCAAAAACCCCACAAGAUAUCAGAAGAUAAUGAAGCGCUUGAUUAAGCGCUAUGUUUUGAAGGCCCAGGUCGACAGAGAGAAUGAUGAAGUCAAUGAAGGUGAACUGAAGGAAAUAAAGCAGGACAUCUCCAGUCUGCGCUACGAACUUCUGGAAGAGAAAUCUCAGGCCACUGGAGAACUGGCUGACCUCAUUCAACAACUCAGCGACAAGUUCGGCAGGAACGCCAAGAAACAACCUUGAGACAGACAGACAGACAGACAGACAGAUGGAGAGAGCGAUACGAUAGUUUAGGAGCAGUAUCUGGUCACUUAAGACACUUAAAAAUGUCUGAAUGUCAUUCAUUAGAUAAAAAAUGCAUACAAAAGUGGAUGAGAUUAUCUGACAGCUGUGUGCAUUUGAAGCUUUGAAGAGUAGGUCGUUUUUUCAGUAAAAAUCAAUCGAAAAUGUUUUACUUACUCUCGGUUUGGAGACGCAAAGUCUGAAUUGAGAGAUAUAAACUAGCAAUUGCGAUAUUUGCACAAUUGCGAGAAAUAAACCACACAUUCUGAUAAUAAAAGAGCAAACUGUGACAUGUGAACAAGCAGUUAUGAGGAGAAACGGCCGAAUUGUGAGAUUGGGAGUAAUUGUGAAACAAAUUAAGAGUCUGAAUUAAGAGAUUUGCGCAGCUGCAAGAUAUAAACUACCAUUUCUGAGAAGAAGUGUCUUAAUUGUGAGGUUUAAACUAGCGACUGGGAAAGAAAAGAUAUUUCCCCAAUUGUGGGAUGUACAUGUAAACGGCCUAUUCUGAGACGAAACGUCCAAAAUAUAAACUAGCAAUUGCAAACAAGUCUGAAUGAUGGUAAUUUCCCUAAUUGCGAGAUGUAAACCUCCUAUUCUGAGAAUAAAAGAGCAGGCUGUGAGAUAAAAGCCCCGAAAAGAAACGUCAAAAUUCUGAUUUACGAGAAAAAAAUCUGAAAAACGGGAUUUGCGCAAUUGCGAGAAAUAAACCACCUAUUCUGAGAUUAAAACAGCAAGUUGUGAGACAUAAACAAGCAGUUAUGAAAAGAAACGUCCGAAUUGUAAGACGUAAACUAAGUAAUUGUGAAAAAAGAUGAGCGGAAUUGCGAGAUACAGAUACACACUUCAUCUAAUGAAUCACAUUCAGACAUAUUUAAUGCUAGUUAAUAUGGAAUGUUGUUGCAUUAAAGCGAAAAAAGAGUAGUGACUUUUUCUGAUAAUAUAGCAUCAGUUCCCCACACCGAUUCAAUUCCAUCAGUCCAAUCAAAAUGAUUUAUCUCGGAGCUGGUUGGUUUGAUUCAACUCUUUGUGGAGGAAAUGAGCGAACGGGACUGUGAUCCAUGAAUGAUGAACUGAUGUGAAUUCACUCAGAUACUGAACAUCUUCCAGAAGAGAGAGUGAGAGAUGAGAGAAACUGAGAGGAGAGACAGACAGACUAAACGAGGGUAAAAGGCUCACAGCAGGUAUGCAGUGCAUUCUGGGAUAUCGCCUCCCUUAAGAGUCAUUUCCUGUCGUGAGAUCGUAUCUCGCGGGAGAGAAACAGAGAAAAGGAAAAUAGUAGAUGAAACACUGUGAUGUUGACGGUUGUGAUAUGAUUUAAUUAGAAAAUAUUCGAAACAUUUAAUUAUGAGUCAGAUGAGCAGUAAUAGUGAGAAGAUGCGUAAACAGCUUUUUUUCCUCCUCACACCGUACAGGCCGUCUAAUUAACACAAGAACACAUGCACAAACACACGGGUGAAUCUCACACACACACACACACACACACACACACAAACUACUUCACCCAAAGAUCAAAAGAAAAAAAAAAGAGUAAUAAUAUUUUGCACUAAUGAGCUUAUUUUUAGAAACUUUGUGGAAAGCACAUUUCCCUUUAAAUUAUCAUUACUGUAUUAUUUUAAUUUGUAUUAUGUAUAUUUUUUUAUUAUUAUUUUUAUUUUAUUUAACAUACUUUACUUUUGAAAGUACAAAAUAUAAUUUCAUUUUU
This is a messenger RNA of Puntigrus tetrazona (Sumatra barb), 4875 nucleotides long. It is a transcript of the gene trpc7b, whose product is annotated as transient receptor potential cation channel, subfamily C, member 7b. The record is from RefSeq and is a predicted model, not a curated record. Gene Ontology annotation, biological process: regulation of cytosolic calcium ion concentration; manganese ion transport; calcium ion transmembrane transport. Gene Ontology annotation, cellular component: membrane; cation channel complex. Gene Ontology annotation, molecular function: inositol 1,4,5 trisphosphate binding; store-operated calcium channel activity; protein binding. The coding region runs from base 219 to 3134 and encodes 971 amino acids. The transcript is spliced from 12 exons. NCBI's taxonomy places the organism in Eukaryota, Metazoa, Chordata, Actinopteri, Cypriniformes, Cyprinidae.